Messenger RNA from Ostrea edulis (European flat oyster), 726 nucleotides. RefSeq lists its product as uncharacterized. Bases 1 to 726 code for a protein of 241 amino acids. The transcript has 2 exons. Lineage: Eukaryota; Metazoa; Mollusca; Bivalvia; Ostreida; Ostreidae. The record is from RefSeq and is a predicted model, not a curated record.
AUGAAAGAUGGAGAAAACACUAAAUGUGGGAAGAACGAAAGGAUGAUUAAAAGGGAUGAAAGGAAGAGAAAAACUAGAUGUGGAGAGAGCCGAAAGGAAGAGAGAAUAAAAAAUAAAUGGGAGGGACGAAUGAAAGAAAAACUUAAUGCAGCUGAGAGGGAAGAAAGGAAGAAAAUCCUAAGUGCAGGGAGGGAGGAAGAAAACUCUAACUGUAGGGAGGAAGAAAACACUAACUGUAGGGAGGGAGAAAACACUAACUGUAGGGAGGAAGAAAACACUAACUGUAGGGAGGAAGAAAACACUAACUGUAGGGAGGGAGAAAACACUAACUGUAGGGAGGAAGAAAACACUAACUGUAGGGAGGGAGAAAACACUAACUGUAGGGAGGGAGAAAACACUAACUGUAGGGAGGAAGAAAACACUAACUGUAGGGAGGGAGAAAACACUGACUGUAGGGAGGAAGAAAACACUAACUGUAGGGAGGGAGAAAACACUAACUGUAGGGAGGGAGAAAACACUAACUAUAGGGAGGGAGAAAACACUAACUGUAGGGAGGGAGAAAACACUAUCUGUAGGGAGGAAGAAAACACUAACUGUAGGGAGGGAGAAAACACUGACUGUAGGGAGGGAGAAAACACUAACUGUAGGGAGGAAGAAAACAUUAACUGUAGGGAGGGAGAAAACACUAACUGUAGGGAAGGACGAAAGAAAAAAGAUGAAAUGUGA